Fusarium oxysporum Fo47 is the source of this 2391-nucleotide messenger RNA. RefSeq lists its product as uncharacterized. The coding region runs from base 75 to 2162 and encodes 695 amino acids. The record is from RefSeq and is a predicted model, not a curated record. NCBI's taxonomy places the organism in Eukaryota, Fungi, Ascomycota, Sordariomycetes, Hypocreales, Nectriaceae. The transcript has a single exon.
GCCAAGGCAGUGAAUCACGUUAAUUCGUGGUCUGUUCUUGUUGUUGGGUCUUGUUCGUCCCUGCAUCAGUCUCCAUGUCUGUGCUUGCUCCUAGGAUUCCAGUGGCUAUAUACUUAUACAGACAAGAUCCAAAUUCACGCGAGGCUUCACCAUCGCCCUCAGCAUCAUCUACUCCUUCGAAAAGACGUUCAGUCUCAAGUAUGACAGGCUUGCUGCCGCUUGCAUUACCAGCUCCCCGCUCAGAGACACCAAGUAUUCUCGACGAAGAAGUCAUUGACGACAUGAUGGAUUGUUUUCCCGAGAUGCUAGCCAGAGAUCUGGAAAGAUCGAGCUCAGUGUUCAUGGCAAAGAACAUGACUGCUGGUAUGCCAUCCGCUCCCGUGUGGUUUGCAGAGGACCAGGCCACUCGGGGCAUAAUGGGACCAAGUCGAAUUAUUACUUCCCCAUAUCAAUCCGGAUCCGUGCGAGUACAGAAUUUAGGGUCGAUAGAAGAGCGGCAGUCAAUGGUGUCUUUUCUUGAACACCGUGGGCAUGGUGCUGAUGAAAUUGAAUCUGACGAGGAGUCCGAAUCAUCAUCAGAGUCCUCUGAAGCCAUUGAGGUACCUUCUAUCAAGUUACGCGAGCAAUCCAUUGUCACAACAGCGACAUCUCUCACAUCAGCCAGUGGAAACCCACCAUCGCCCAAAGAUCUCUUGUCGCCCACGCGAGGACAAGAAUACAGCUGGAUUGAUAUUGAUUCUGACGAUGAUGAUGAGCCUGAGCCUCAAUUUCGGGAGCAGUUGGCCACGCCAAAAGAGACAGCUGCUUUAUCACCACGACCUCCUACACCACCAAACACCGAGCCUACCUUUGAUAUCACUGUCAUGAUGGAGGCGCCCAGACCUCGCCUUCACAGAGCCUGCUCUUGCAUUGACGAGUCUCCCAAACUGAACAAACACAAAAGGCAAUUCUCAGUCAAAUCUAUGGACGCGCCAACUAUCCCCCCCCGAAAAACAUCCCUCACAAGUGCGACAGAUCCAUUGGACACAACUCCUCGGAUCGUAAUACCCAGCUUUGAUUCGCGGAUAGGCCCGGACAGUCAAGGUUACACCAAGCAGUCACCCUCUUACACCCAGCGCUUUCGCGAUGAGACCGACAACAACACAAUCCUUCUCAAAUCAGACUUUGGAUCAAUUGAGCUAGAAAUCGAGGACGAAGACACAUUCAUGGAUCACUAUCCACCUCCCCCACCACUGUCACGACCUGACACAGUUUAUAUCGAACAAACUCCACCACCAUCACCACUACCCACUGUCGAAUCUUGGCUAGACGACUCCAAUCCUCCAUGUCUUCCUCAAAUUCCCGUUGACGACUUGGCAAAGGCCGUGCCGCUGCCGCCUGAUAUUAUCGAAACACUACGAGUGUCAAUUGCUUGCUUCCCGGAAACAAUGCUCUUGUCAUCUAGCUUGACAACAGAAACAAUUCGCGCCUACUCAAAGAAAGUUCGGCAACCGUCAGUCGACGUUUGGUCUGAGCCAGCUACCGACUCAUCGACGCUGCACCCACGAAAGUCAAUCUGGAAGAAGGUUGUCUCACAUGGCCGCGACUCAACUAGCACCAGACGUCAGCGGUUACACUCGUAUGAUAACAACACACAUUCGGGCGCCGCCGCAUCUCCAGUGCCUUGGGCCCCGUUGCGACAUGUGUUUUCCGGCUGCUCAGAUUACAUCUGUGAUGCCUUGUAUGCGCACAUCGUCGCCUACAACUACGUUUCACGAGUUCCCCGCAACCAGCCAACAGGACAGCGAGCGUCGACCUCCGACUCGAAACAGCAGGGUGAGAAUAUUCCAAAGAAGGCUGCAUCGCUUCUGGGCCUAGGCACACCUCAGGUCAACCCCUCACCUAGUGUUGGUCGAUUCGCCAAGAAGUUCAGUGCUCCCCUGACAGUCAUGGGAUUCGGCAAGGAGGAAACAUCUACAGCAACUGUCCAAGACAAUGCGACACGAAACAUCGAAUCAGGUCUUCUUCGCUGUAUCUCUAGGCUAGUGGCUACAGCCAGGAUGAUCUCUGAAGGAGGUGCUGGGGAGGAGAGAUUAAUGGACACGGAGCCGCCACAGGAGGUUGAUAUGAUCUUCGUCAGGAGUAUAUGUGAGAUCGUUAGACUAUCAGAGGAGGCAUCAUGAAGCCUGGUCAUUGAAGUAGCACAACCUCCGGGGCAUUGACCCAAAGCGCUCUUUUCAGCAGCCUUUUUUUAUGUUCAUAUAUGGGAAUGGUGUUAAUGGUUGUAUACCCUGAUUGACAGGUUGGGACUUUUUACUUGGCCUGUGGACCAACGAACUCGAGAUAAUGCAGUCACGUCGACUCUGAAUUGAAACAUUACACUACAGUCUUACUUAGUACUCCUCUGCUAUU